Molecule: messenger RNA, 1069 nt
Organism: Chelonia mydas (Green sea turtle)
Lineage: Eukaryota; Metazoa; Chordata; Testudines; Cheloniidae
Gene: PXMP2
Product: peroxisomal membrane protein 2
Exons: 5
Coding region: 95-679 (194 amino acids)
Cellular component (GO): membrane; cytoplasm
Source: RefSeq, a predicted model, not a curated record
UUGGCUCGUUGGACCCGCCCAGCUGGCCCCUCCCGCCGGCCCGGAGGCGAAGAGCGCACGCGCAGCAGCCAGCCCAGGGUCGUUCGGCCGCGCGAUGUGCCCGGCGCUCUCCAAGGCGCUGCCGCCGGGGCCGCUGCCCCGCAGGGUGCUCGCCCGGUACCUGCUGCUGCUGCGGCUCCACCCGCUGCUCACCAAGGCGGCGUCCAGUGCUGUUUUGUCAGCGCUUGGGAGCCUCCUGUCCCAGUUCAUUGAGAGGAGCCGAAAAAAGCCAGGGUCAUCCAAAAGCCUGGAUCUGAGCGGGCCCUUGAGAUUCGCCAUCUAUGGGUUCCUGUUCACAGGGCCACUCAGUCACUAUUUCUACCUGUACCUGGAGCAGCUGAUCCCAUCGAAUGUCCCUUUUGCCAUGGUCAAGAGGCUUCUGCUGGACCGUCUGGUUGUUGCUCCACCCUUCCUGUUGCUCUUCUUCUUCGUCAUGAACCUGCUGGAGGGGAAGGAUCUGUCUGCGUUUGCUGAGAAGAUAAAGAGUGGUUACUGGGUAGCACUCAAAAUGAACUGGAAAGUGUGGACCCCAGUCCAGUUCAUUAAUGUCAAUUACGUCCCUAUGCAGUUUCGGGUGUUGUUUGGAAACCUCGUUUCUCUCUUCUGGUUUGCCUACCUGGCCUCCAUCAAGAAGCGAUAGCAUCACAGCUGUAAUUUUGGGCUGGCCUGCAUCGCCUGUUGAGGCGAUUGCCAUUGGUGCUCUGAAAGUCCGCAGCCCCCGCUUCGAUCUGGGAGCAUCUGCAAGAACUGACACCACUGCAAAUCCUCUGGGAUUCAACACUGUGCAUGCUGCCCUACUGCCGACAGUGCCUGCUACAAUGAGUAAGGCGCCUAUCCCUGACCAGGAGCCCUGGGCACUCUAAUACAAAUAAUACUUUGAUUCUUUUCUGACUAAGACCUUGAAUUAACUGCUUUCUAAUGGUGCUUAACAAUAACCACAAAAUCAACUGGUAGGGUAAGAAACCAGCACAAAGUGUUCUGGGUCUUUUACUCUUCAUUUUUGAGUAUAAUAAAAUUGCUGUUUAACUCC